Messenger RNA from Setaria italica (foxtail millet), 756 nucleotides. RefSeq names its product receptor-like protein 51. Gene Ontology annotation, molecular function: protein binding. Lineage: Eukaryota; Viridiplantae; Streptophyta; Magnoliopsida; Poales; Poaceae. The record is from RefSeq and is a predicted model, not a curated record. The coding region runs from base 1 to 756 and encodes 251 amino acids. The transcript has a single exon.
AUGGCUUCAAAGAAACCAGAACCCAUUAUACCAUUGAUGGUUUUUACUUUUGGUUCUUACGGUGUUGUCUAUUAUAAUGAGAGUCUAUACAUUGCAACUAAAGGAGAAGAAAGAAUAUAUUCUAGGAUCCUUUAUCUGAUGAAGAGCAUUGACCUUUCUGACAAUGAACUAAUGGGAGAAAUUCCUCUUGAAAUUGGAGCUCUUUUGCAACUCAAGAACCUGAAUCUAUCAAGAAAUCGCCUCAGUGGACAUAUCCCAGGGACAGUUAGUCGUAUGGGUUCAUUGGAGUCCCUUGAUCUCUCAUGGAACCAGCUUUCUGGUGUGAUUCCUCAGAGCAUGGCAUCAUUGCACUUGCUAAGCCACCUCAAUGUGUCUUACAACAAUCUUUCUGGGAAGGUACCUCCAGGCUCUCAGCUUCAAACACUUGGUGAUCAAGAUCCAUACAUAUAUGCAGGCAACAACUAUCUCUGCAGCCCUCUUGUUCCCGAUAACUGUUCUGAACAGAAGGGAAAUCCAGUUGAUCAUGAAGAACACACAGAUGGCCACGAUGUCGUGUUGUAUGCAUUUUCAGGAGUCGGCUUUGGAAUUGGAUUGGCAGCUGUAUGGUGGCUACUUAUAUUCAGCAAGGCAGUGAGCAUGCGCUACUUCCAGUUCGUUGACUCCGUAGGUGAGAAAAUCUGUGACUGGAUGAUACUACAGAAGAUAAAGGCAAACGUGAAAUUGAUGGGAAGAAACCAGAAUCUAGAACCCAGGUAA